AUGUGGUCGUGGUCUCCGACUAUCGCUUUUCUCUGGCUUGUAGAGUUGCUACGCCCCUCUUGGCACACAAGUGGUCGCAUCUUGAAAACCGUCGUCGCGAUCAGAAAUGGAACUCUGGUUGGUGUACACAAUGCCCUGUACUAUCAGGACUUCUUCCUCGGAAUUCCAUAUGCUCAGCCUCCAGUCGAUGAUUUACGAUACGAGCACCCACAGCCGCUGAACGAGUCGUGGGAAGUCCCGAGGCAGGCCGAUUCUUACGGGUUUUGGUGCCACUCCGCGCCUCUCUCGCUCCCAGGCUACACACAGGAUGGGUUUCACCACGAAGAAGAUGAAGACUGCUUGACUCUGAAUAUUGUCCGCCCAUCUGGAGCGACCCCUUCCUCUCGCCUUCCUGUCCUGGUGUACAUCUAUGGUGGUGGAUUGCAGGAAGGGGGUAGCGCCGACCAGCGGUACAAUAUGUCCUUCCUCGUACGGGAGUCCGUGAAAAUGGACACUCCCACGAUCGGAGUUAGUUUCAAUUAUCGAGUCUCUGGAUUUGGAUUUCUGUCCGGUCGCGCGUUCAACGAUUCGGGCCUCGCAAAUCUUGGCCUAUACGACCAACGGAUGGCACUACGCUGGAUCCAAGAGAAUAUUGCCGCAUUCGGCGGAGACCCUACGCGUGUUACAAUCCAAGGAGAGUCCAGCGGAGCUUUAUCCGUUGGAUACCACCUUCUGGCAUAUGAUGGUCGUGAUGAUGGACUUUUCCGCGCUGCUAUCACUCAGAGUGGCGCUCCGCUUAGUUCAGCAGCGCUCAUCCCGGUGGACGACCAGGAGCGGAUGUAUCAAGAUGUCCUCAACGCUACCGGGUGUGCUGCUGCAACAGAAAGCAUUAAGUGCCUACGGGCAGCACCGGUGGAAGCGCUCAAGGCUGCGUUCCAGCAAAAGUUCUUUUUUCCCGUCAUGGACGGGAAAUUCAUUGCCGACUUUCCCUCCAAUGCGCUCAAACAAGGAAAGUUUGUGAAAGUGCCAUUGCUCAUUGGGUCAAAUCUGAACGAAGGGACUGGAUAUAUCGCUUCGGGGAUGUUCGGUGCUGUGAACACGCCGACAGAGCUCAGAAGUGUGAUCACUGGGUUCGGGGCCGGGGAACACCUUCCCAAUGACACCCUGGACGAGAUAGUGAAUGGCUAUCUUCAGUUACCUAUCCGAGAAGUCCGAGCCGACCUGGGGACAGUUCUCAUUUCCCCUAGUUCGAAGCAUGGCUCAAUGUAUGGUUAUAGCACAUUCUAUAUUGGGGACUACCUUGUUAACGCCCCCAAGCGUUAUAGUGCUCAAAUGUGGGCAGAAUAUGGGGCGCCUGUCUAUAGCUAUCUCUUCGCUGUUGUUCCUAAUGGUCUGUCACCUCAGAUCCUCGGUGCUGCUCACUUCCAGGAGGUUGCAUUCGCUUUCAAGAACUUUGACGGCGUCGGGUUUACGGCCCCUCCUCUCCGUUCAUUCGACAGUCAAACUGAGAGUCAGCUACGAGACGUCAGCCGCAGGAUGGCUCGUAUGUGGUUAAGCUUCGUAGGCACAUUAUCGCCGAAUAACCACCAGUGUAGGUUGCUUUCCUACUUUUUCCGUUCCAGUUGCUCGCCAUACGUAGUGCCAGAUUUAAACAUACAAUGGCCGGUAUAUCAGAGACGUUCACCAGCAAAUCUGGUAUUGCGUCUUGAGAGCACAACGGUGGAGUCAGAUACCUGGCGGUCGGGGAUCAUCCAACGUAUCAUCGACGCUUUUGACGAGUAUAAGCUCUAG
This is a messenger RNA of Aspergillus oryzae RIB40, 1770 nucleotides long. RefSeq lists its product as uncharacterized. Gene Ontology annotation, molecular function: carboxylic ester hydrolase activity. Lineage: Eukaryota; Fungi; Ascomycota; Eurotiomycetes; Eurotiales; Aspergillaceae. Bases 1 to 1770 code for a protein of 589 amino acids. The record is from RefSeq and is a predicted model, not a curated record. The transcript has a single exon.